CCGUUUCUGUUCCGCCCCCUGUCUCUUCUUCCCCUCUCCUCCCUCCUCCCCCUCCUCCUCCGUCUCCCCCCGCCUUCACCGCCGUCACUCCAACCUGCAGACCACCUUAACCCCCGCAUCUCGGGACUCCAGUGUUCGAUUCUCCUAAUUGCUGCUUUCUUCCCGAUUUUCCCGAGGAUUUGAGGUGUGGAGAAAUGGCUAGUUCCAAUACCAGCAAUGUUUACAUCCAUGUUAUUGAGGACGUCAUAAAUAAGGUCCGCGAUGAGUUCAUCAACAAUGGUGGUCCCGGAGAAAGCGUCCUCAACGAGCUCCAAGGAAUUUGGGAGAUGAAAAUGAUGCAAGCUGGGGCUAUAUUGGGUCCGAUUGAGAGGAACUCCGCUCCGAAAGCGGUACCCGGCGGUCCAAUCACCCCUGUGCAUGACCUUAAUGUACCCUACGAAGGCAGUGAGGAGUAUGAAACUCCCACUGCUGAUUUACUGUUUCCUCCGACUCCUUUACCCACCCCAGCCCCAACACCUAUGCCUGGAACAGCUCAGACACCGCUACCUGGAACCGCCCACACUCCCACUGUUGAUUUGCUUUUUCCUCCGACUCCUUUACCAACCCCGGCCCCUACACCAUUGCCAGGUGUUCAAACUCCAUUACCUGGAACUGCUCAGACACCGCCAGGAACAGCAGAUAGUUCUUUGUAUAACAUUCCUACUGGUGGCACUCCAAUAACCCCCAAUGAAUACUCUACUGUGAAUGAGAAUGAUAUCCCCGAUGUUAAACCUGCUCAAGGGAGGCCUAGCCCUUAUAUGCAACCACCCUCAACUUGGAUGAACCAAAGGCCUCCUCUUGAUGUUAAUGUUGCUUACGUUGAAGGACGUGAAGAUAGUGAACGAGUAGCAUCCCAACAACAACCCUUGACACAGGAUUUUUUCAUGGUUCCUCCUUCUGGAAAGCGAAAAAGGGAUUUUGCUUCACAGUAUCAGCCUGGUGGUUACAUACCACAGCAAGAUGGAGCUGGAGAUGCAUUAUAUUAUGAUCCAAAGAGUGUUCAAGGUAGUGCUAUUCAGCAUGGAUCUGUUGCUGCUGGGAAGGAGAUAGUGAUAGAAGGGCUAAGUAUUUCAAGAAUCCCUCAGCUGGAUGGUCCAAUUCCUGAUCCUUAUGAUGAAAUGCUCUCAACACCCAAUAUCUAUAAUUAUCAAGGAGCUGUCAAUGAAGACUACAAUGUAGCAAAUACACCUGCACCAGACAUGCAAGCACCUACUCCUGCUCCAGUCCCACAAAAUGAUGCUGUAGAUGACGAUGAUGAAGAGCCCUUGAAUGAAAAUGAUGAUGAUGAUUUGGAUGAUGUAGACCAAGGAGAGGAUCUAAACACAGCUCAUCUAGUUUUGGCUCAGUUUGACAAGGUUACCCGUACUAAGAGCAGGUGGAAAUGCACUCUAAAGGACGGUAUAAUGCAUAUAAAUAACAAAGAUAUACUCUUUAAUAAGGCAACAGGAGAGUUUGACUUCUGAUUGUGUCGAAAGAAAUCCUUGUUGCCAAAAGAGCACUGAGUUUGAAGUGAAGUGAAAAGCAAGAAUGCUUAGGUAUUCUUAUAAUUGCUCUUUCUUAUUAAGUAGACCGACGAGCCUGAAGGAAAUUGCCUAAUAUGUGUGGGACUCUGAUUAGUUGCUGUACAUAAAGGGGAGAGCUUUUUGGCCAUAAAUUGAGACUCAUUUCCAGACUAUAUUCCGUAGACUCUGUAUGUGGAUUAUUUUUUGUUGAUGUAAACCAAAUUAUGUCGCAUUCUACAAGUCUCCUCUACAUCUACUGCAACUUCUUUUCCUUGUCGUGUCGAAAA
Ipomoea triloba (trilobed morning glory) is the source of this 1828-nucleotide messenger RNA. RefSeq lists its product as uncharacterized. The record is from RefSeq and is a predicted model, not a curated record. Gene Ontology annotation, biological process: transcription initiation at RNA polymerase II promoter; transcription by RNA polymerase II. The transcript is spliced from 12 exons. Gene Ontology annotation, cellular component: transcription factor TFIIA complex. The coding region runs from base 195 to 1502 and encodes 435 amino acids. Lineage: Eukaryota; Viridiplantae; Streptophyta; Magnoliopsida; Solanales; Convolvulaceae.